UUUACAAUAUACUGACUAAAAGCUCCUCUGCAUGAAAAGAUCUUUAUAGGCAAAGUUUGCCUUUUCUAGAGAGGUUGCAAAUAGCUGCCCAGUUUCAUAGUUUUAAAACCUCCUGACCGGAGCAAUUUCUAGAUUGUUGUGUUUCUAGUUAAUAACUUUAUAAGGUGUUAGCUAAAGCUCUUAAAUCUUGGCACAGCCCUUUAAGGUAGUAAACAAUUCAGUAGUUCCGAUCAAAUAUUUAUACUGACAAAAUCAAAAAGCCUAGCAUUUUUAUGUUGUAUGGUCAUGUAGGAUUAGAAUAAACAGUGUAAUUUACCUGAUGGUAGGAGAAGUUCUUGUGAUGAUUCUUUUCCUUCAAAUCCAGAAGUAAUAUUUUGAAUGACUCGCUAAACUUCUCAGAAAUCGCCAUUGAGCUUUGAUUCUUUGCUGUUGGGGUUAAUACGUGUCUAAAAUUACAUUUCACUGGGUUGAAAUUUAAGCACUAGCUUGCACAGAGGGCUCUCCCAAGUCGACCCGGGGCUGCUGUUGCCGGCACUCAGCUGCCCAUUCUAAAAGUUAGAGCCUCUGAUCCUGAGGUUGAGCAGUUGCCCAGGUAGAGGCUUUAUCUGGUCUCGGAAGGCGUUUGACGCAAUUUCCCAUUGUCUUCAGGUGAAAUCAGAUGCUACUGUGAUGCUGCCCACUGCGUGGCAACUGGCUAUAUGUGUAAGUCAGAGCUGAGCGCCUGCUUCUCUAGGCUUCUUGAUCCUCGGAACACAAACUCCCCGCUCACCCAUGGCUGCCUGGAUUCUCUCGCAAGCACAGCAGACAUUUGCCAAGCCACACAGGCCCGAAACCACUCCGGCACCACCAUGCCCACAUUGGAAUGCUGUCACGAAGAUAUGUGCAAUUACCGAGGGCUGCAUGACGUGCUCGCCCCUCCCAAGGGGGAGGCCUCAGGACAAGGAAACCGCUAUCAGCAUGACGGCAGCAGGAACCUCAUCACCAAAGUGCAGGAGCUGACUUCCUCCAAAGAGCUGUGGUUCCGGGCGGCCGUGAUCGCCGUGCCCAUCGCCGGCGGCCUGAUUCUGGUGUUGCUGAUCAUGUUGGCCUUGAGGAUGCUCCGAAGUGAGAACAAGAGACUGCAGGAUCAGCGGCAGCAGAUGCUGUCCCGUUUGCACUACAGCUUCCAUGGACACCAUUCCAAAAAGGGGCAGGUAGCCAAGCUAGACUUGGAGUGCAUGGUGCCGGUAAGCGGCCAUGAGAACUGCUGUGUGACCUGUGACAAGAUGAGACAAGCGGACCUCAGCAACGAGAAGAUCCUCUCACUCGUCCACUGGGGCAUGUACAGUGGGCAUGGGAAGCUGGAGUUCGUAUGACGGGGGCUGACCCCGAACCGAAGUUCAUGGGCGCUGGAAAGCUUGGGGUUCUGCUGGACAGGAGCACUUUAUCUGAAGAAAAACGAACUCACGGACUCACCUUCGAGAGACAGAAUGACCUCUGCAAACAGAAUCUUGGAUAUUUCUUCUGAAGGAUUAUUUGCACAGACUCUUUAAAUACAGUCAAAUGUAUUAUUUGCUUUAAAAUGAUAAAAAGCAACGAGAAGACUACGUACACACUGUUACCAGGGUUAUUUGCAUCUGAGCGAGCUGGAAUCGAGUACCUAAAUAAACUAAAAUGUGCUCUGUGUAAGCUCCAACAUCUUGAUUUAUUGUAAAGAUUUAAAAAUAUAUAUAUAUAUAUAUAUUUUGUCUGAAAUUUAGCGGUGUCUUGUCAUAAAUUAAAAACUAAGUGGGAUGCAUAAGAAACUACAUGUUAAUUAUAUAAAUGAAGAUCUGUUGUCGUUCAUAGUAAGGUCUCAACUGCAGGAUUUGGCUUGAUUUUUUUUGUUUUUGUUUUGUUUUGUUUUUUGUUUUUAAACAAGACCAAGAUCUUGUUUAUCCUUACAUGCAUAUUUCUAGUUUUCUUACAAUGUGGAGAAUUUCUAAGUGUGUCCUGCCCAUCGUUCAGUGUCUUACGCACAUGUUUUUGUUAGGUGAAAGCUAAAAACCAGGAUUAUUCUAAGAGAAAUCUUAAACUUCUUUAUACUAGGUCGGAUAUGAUGGAUCAGUGUCUAGAGCUACCUUAUGAGCAAAGGUAAUACUUCAUCAACUUCAUCCAGUUGCUCUGAAAUGCUUUUUAAAAUGUGUCUACCUCCAACCAAAAAAGAAAAACCAAACCAAACCAGCUAAACGCAACUUCCUCUGGUAGUUAAAAUUAGUCACUGUCUACUUUUACUGUUGAUUAAUUUAUCAGUUGGCUUUGUCUCAGACCAGAUUAAAUGUUUUGGAUCCCAGAUUAGCCAAACUUGAUUUUAUCAUGCUCCUAGUUUUCAAACCUUCCUUCACGCAUUUUUUUUUUUCCUUCUCAAUGUUUAGAAAGGGUUUCAGUAGUGAAGAUUAUUUGUAUCAACUGAGAUUUAAAGAACACUAGGGCCCCCUGCUCCCCACAUUGACUUCAGUCACUGAUAAACUAAGUAACAGUGUUUUCACUCCUGCAGGACCUUCUGUCUGGCAACACUGCUCAGCCUGAAUUUAAACCCAUCCUUUUCCCACCAAAUAGGUCUUUGUUAUCCUAAACGUGAGAAGCAUUUGCCAUGUAGGAUUCUUUUUUUUUUUCCGAUUCUUUUGUAUAUUUGAAACUUCUGCUUAAAAAUGAACCUCUAGUCUGCAUAUUUGAGUAUGGGGUUUUCUUUUAUGAGUGUUAAAGGAUUGUGUGUGUGCAUAUUUGGGGAAUUAUUUUAUGAUAAGCAUAAUUUGGGUCCCUUAAGACAGAUGCAGUCGCCAAGGUCAUGGAAGAAUCCGAGUCGAAAUGAUUAGUCUAAAAACGAGUACCUAGAUUAUUUAAUAAUUAUUAGGCCACAGCCCCGUACAAAGUAGGCUAUGGAAUAAAUACACAUUUUAAUAAAUGA
Molecule: messenger RNA, 2926 nt
Organism: Leptonychotes weddellii (Weddell seal)
Lineage: Eukaryota; Metazoa; Chordata; Mammalia; Carnivora; Phocidae
Source: RefSeq, a predicted model, not a curated record